Pecten maximus is the source of this 723-nucleotide messenger RNA. RefSeq lists its product as uncharacterized. NCBI's taxonomy places the organism in Eukaryota, Metazoa, Mollusca, Bivalvia, Pectinida, Pectinidae. Gene Ontology annotation, biological process: DNA integration. Gene Ontology annotation, molecular function: nucleic acid binding. The record is from RefSeq and is a predicted model, not a curated record. The transcript has a single exon. The coding region runs from base 1 to 723 and encodes 240 amino acids.
AUGUCGAGAUAUGGCAUCCCUGACAAGCUCAUUACAGACAACGGUCCACAGUUUGCUAAUGAGGAGUUCAAGAAAUUCUCAAAGACAUAUGGAUUCGAACUUACAACAUCAAGUCCCAGAUAUCCGCAGGCGAACGGACAAGCUGAAAGAACUGUGCAGACAGUGAAAAACAUAUUAAAGAAAUCUGAGGAUCCAUAUAAAGGCUUGUUAGCUUAUAGAAACACAGUCAUUGAAGAUCUAGGACUUUCACCAGCUCAAAUGUUUUUUGGUCGAAGAUUAAAAACAGAUAUACCAACAACAGCUCCACUGUUGUCAUCCGAUAACAUUCCAACAUCUGAUAUCAAGAUGAGACUGAAAAUCAGAAAGGAAAAAGCCAAAAUGUACUAUGAUCAGCAUGCUGGUAAAGAAUUACCUCCCUUGGACAACGGUGAAACUGUCAUGUUUCAGAAGAAUGAAGAAUGGAUACCGGCCAAAGUUGUUGCGAAACAUUCAAAUCCAAGAUCUUACAUUGUCGAAACUAGAAACGGAAAGAAAUACAGGAGGAACCGAAAGGAUAACAAACCAACACGUGCGUCGUUUCCUGAAAACAAUGAAACCGUGUCGCGAUCGGUCAACAUACCUGUAGAUAGAGUUCCCUGGAAGGAAAAGUCUAAAGAUUAUGUAAAAGAACCAAUAGCAACAAGAUGUGGCCGCGGUGUAAAAUUACCAAAGAAAUUCCAGUAA